Messenger RNA from Vicia villosa (hairy vetch), 2086 nucleotides. Its product is annotated as dihydroorotate dehydrogenase (quinone), mitochondrial-like. The record is from RefSeq and is a predicted model, not a curated record. The coding region runs from base 387 to 1748 and encodes 453 amino acids. The transcript has 11 exons. Gene Ontology annotation, cellular component: cytoplasm; mitochondrial inner membrane. Gene Ontology annotation, molecular function: dihydroorotate dehydrogenase activity. Gene Ontology annotation, biological process: 'de novo' pyrimidine nucleobase biosynthetic process; pyrimidine ribonucleotide biosynthetic process. Lineage: Eukaryota; Viridiplantae; Streptophyta; Magnoliopsida; Fabales; Fabaceae.
AAACCCAAAGCAAAACACAUUUCUGCAUUUCUGCUAAACCUCUGCCUACAAUAACGACGGCGCCGUCGACGAUCUCCGCCGGAACCGCCGCAUUCCGGUUACCAACCAACGCCGCAUUCCGGUUACCAACCAACGCCGCAAUCCCGACCUACUGCUCACUACUGCUCAUUUCACGAUUUAGCUUCACAUUCGUAUAGAGCUUCUCUUGUGUUCCCGAAGCCGCUAAAACCCUUUCACUCUCACGCUAUUGAUUACUGAAAGGGUUUUGGAUUUCGUAAUUUCAAUUCCGAGUUACUCUUACAUUUGAAGCGUUGUUCUGUGGAUUCCUUUUGUGGUGUUGCGUGGAAGUUACGUGCGCUUGUUCAGAGAAUUACUGUGAAGUAAUAAUGGCCGCAUGGUCUUCUAGAAAGCUGCUCAGAGAUGCUUUUCUCAAAAGAGGUCUUUUGAAUCGAAGUUCAAGCGUCAGAGGUUUUUCUUCUUCUGCACCUGAAAAUGCUCCUAAGAUUGGUUAUUAUUCAAAGAAAGGAAGACUAUUGACAGGAGCCACCUUAGGGCUAGUUAUAGCUGGCGGAGCUUAUGUGAGUACUGUGGAUGAAGCUACUUUCUGUGGAUGGUUGUUCUCAGCAACCAAACUCGUGAAUCCUUUUUUCGCUUUGAUGGACGCCGAGGUUGCGCAUAAACUAGCCGUCUCAGCUGCAGCUCGUUGUUGGCUUCCAAGGGAGAAGAGGCCCGAUCCACCAAUCUUAGGGUUAGAGGUUUGGGGAAGAAAGUUCUCUAACCCAGUAGGUCUUGCUGCAGGGUUCGAUAAAAAUGCUGAGGCCGUGGAUGGCUUACUUGGUUUGGGCUUUGGCUUUGUGGAGGUUGGUUCUGUUACUCCUGUCCCUCAGGAUGGAAAUCCAAAGCCUCGAAUGUUCAGGUUGCGAGAAGAAGGCGCUGUUAUAAAUAGAUGUGGCUUUAAUAGUGAGGGGAUUGUUGCUGUGGCAAAACGGUUGGGUGCUCAGCAUGGUAAGAGGAAACUAGAUGAAACUUCAAGCACCUCAAAUAAUGAAGUCAAAAACGGUGGAAAAGCUGGCCCUGGCAUUCUUGGUGUUAAUCUCGGCAAGAACAAGACUAGUGAAGAUGCUGCAGCAGACUAUGUUCAAGGAGUGCAUACAUUGUCCCAAUUUGCUGAUUAUUUGGUGAUUAAUGUUUCAUCACCCAAUACCCCUGGCUUGCGCAUGCUCCAAGGAAGAAAGCAAUUGAAGGAUCUUGUGAAGAAGGUUCAGGCUGCACGUGAUGAAAUGCAAUGGGGUGAGGAAGGCCCUCCUCCAUUGCUGGUAAAAAUUGCACCAGAUUUGUCGAAAGAAGACCUUGAAGAUAUUGCAGCAGUUGCCUUGGCUCUUCACUUGGAUGGACUGAUUAUAUCAAAUACAACUAUUUCAAGACCAGAUCCUGUCAAUAUAAAUCCAGUGGCUACAGAAACUGGCGGCUUGAGUGGGAAGCCUCUCUUCAAUCUGUCUACCAAUAUCUUGAAAGAGAUGUAUACUUUGACAAGGGGCAAGAUUCCUUUGAUUGGCUGUGGGGGCAUUAGCAGUGGUGAGGAUGCAUAUGCGAAAAUACGAUCUGGAGCUACUCUUGUUCAGCUCUAUACAGCAUUUGCUUAUGGGGGACCCGCACUCAUUCCUCAAAUAAAGGCCGAAUUAGCUGAAUGCUUGGAAAGAGAUGGUUUCAAAUCCAUCCUUGAUGCAGUUGGUGCAGAUUGCAGAUGAAAUUGAUCCUCAUUUGAAUUCCUUGAUGUAAGGAAGCAUAAUAUCAUUAUAGGUUGUUGCAAUGUUCCAUUUUUGGCAAUGCCAAAUUUGCACUUUUUUUAGCUUUACUUUUUCCUCACUCUUCUCUUAUAUAUUGCUGUCUACCUUAAGUGGGUUUGGCCAUGUGUUUUGUUUGAAUUGUAAAAGCUAAGGUUUUUUUUAUGCAAUUCAGGCAAUUUUUGUUUUAGAGUGGUGAUGAUUGUUUGGCAAUAAAAGGCCAAAUCAUUGAGAAAUACUUGUGUAGCAUAAACCCAUACAUGAUCAAGUUAUGGAGCAUAAAGUUAAAAUAAACUUAUCAA